UAAAGCCUCUUCAUGAUAUCUUAUGAUUCUUAUCCAUUAUCUAUGAAGCUCAACACUCUGAUACGUAGGUGAAAAAUGGCAGGAAGCAAUUGUGAUGAUGGUUCAAGUGGGUAUUAAUUACAUAUCAUUUGGUUGACUUGACUUUGAAUGUUUGAUCCACCAACUCCUCCCCAUCUGCCCAAUUGCAUCUCUCUGUUUGUUUUGUUAUUGAAUUAGGAUUAAAAGUGAUUUCAGAUUGGCAACAACUGAAUUAUAGACCCACUUUACAAUUUUAUAGACUGACUGUUUAAACCAACUCUCUCCUUUUGGUUUCUAUAUAUAUAUAUAUAUAAGGUUCAUCCAUAUAUCCAGCCAUCUUCAUCACAAGCUUUGAGUUGUCUCCUAUUUCUUUCCCUCGGACGCAUAAACAUAUCCUACAACACAAAAUGAGCAGCGGCGCCAACGCAACUACAAUCGAUGUCCCAGAGACAAGGGCUGAAGCCAAAGGGAAAGCCCCUCUCAUUGCAGCUCCCAUAGUUGCAACCACUAAAGCUACCCCACACCCGAAUGCAGGAUGGAAGAAGGGGCUUGCUAUAUUCGAUUUCCUCCUAAGGCUAGUUGCUAUAGCAGCUACACUGGCCGCUGCUACCACCAUGGGAACUACUGAUGAAACUCUUCCCUUCUUUACCCAGUUCUUCCAGUUCCAAGCUAGUUUUGACGACCUGCCUGCGUUUAUGUUUUUCGUAGUUGCGACUGCUAUAGCCAGUGGCUACCUCGUCCUCUCUCUACCCUUUUCAUUAGUGAGCAUCUUUCGCCCACAUGCGCAGGGAAUAAGGCUGCUUCUGAUCAUCUCUGACACUGUGAUGCUUGCUUUGACCACGGCUGGGGCAGCCUCAGCCACUGCCAUAGUUUACUUGGCACACAACGGCGACUCAAGCGCAAAUUGGAUAGCAAUCUGUCAGCAAUUUAGUGAUUUCUGCCAGAGUGUGAGCGGGGCCGUGGUGGCAUCAUUCAUAGCUGUGGUUAUCUUCAUGUUGUUGGUUAUGAUGUCUGCCUUGGCUCUCAGAAAGCACUGAUCAGAGGAUGAUGCGAAUCGUUCAUAUUGAAUGUUCUCCUCGUGGUUUCUUUCUUAUUUCAACUCUGUUGUGUGAUCGUUAAAGGAAAAAAAUUAUGUAUAAUUGAUUUGUCUGUACAAGAAAAUUUGCAAUGGAAAAUCUAUCAAUAUUUGUCA
This is a messenger RNA of Vitis riparia (riverbank grape), 1210 nucleotides long. RefSeq names its product casparian strip membrane protein 1. Lineage: Eukaryota; Viridiplantae; Streptophyta; Magnoliopsida; Vitales; Vitaceae. The record is from RefSeq and is a predicted model, not a curated record. The coding region runs from base 426 to 1055 and encodes 209 amino acids. The transcript has 3 exons.